Messenger RNA from Paramecium tetraurelia, 405 nucleotides. RefSeq lists its product as uncharacterized. Lineage: Eukaryota; Ciliophora; Oligohymenophorea; Peniculida; Parameciidae. The transcript has a single exon. The record is from RefSeq and is a predicted model, not a curated record.
AUGUAUUAAUUAUUCAAUACCAUCAAGCUUAGCCUAUUGCCAGUUUAAGAUACUUCAAUACUUUUUUAAAAACCUAUUUAAAUAUCGCCACCUUCGACUCCAGAAGAAAUCUACAGGAUAUAACCUAAGUCUAUUCGCAGCACUCUUCACAACAAGAAUACUAAUGUGUCAUCAAGCAACUCAAACUCAUAAAGGAUUCCUCAUUAAAAGAUAAGUUUUCAUUUACCAAAAUUUCCAAAAAGUGUUUCUCCAUCAAAUUUAUAAUAAUACAGAUUUCCUUUCAGAUAAAAGGGAUAUACCUAAAAUAAUAUUGAAAGUCCUACUUCAAUACGUGAACCUAAUAGAAGAGCUACUAAAUUAUGCUCAAAGGUUUUGUAAAAGUAUAAACAAAAGUAUUGUAUAUGA